AUGUGUGUGAGAUUAUUGGCCGCAAAGUCAAAUUGGAAUGUUCCUGAUCAGUGUUUGGAAUACUUUGCAAAAAUGAUGUUGGAUGCGACUCCUACGAAAGACAACUUGCCUACAAGUUAUUAUGAUGCAAAGAGGUUGGUGUCGAAGUUGGGUUUAGAAGUGCGAAAGAUUGAUUGUUGCAUAAAUAGAUGUAUGUUGUUUUAUGAUAAUGAGUUUGGUAUUAAUGAUGAGGCGCUGGAGGAAUGUAAGUUCUGUAAGAGUCCGAGAUAUCAAGUUCGUAGUAAAGCCAUUAACCGUAAACAAAAACGUGUAGCAGUGAAGUCCAUGUUUUAUUUGCCGAUAAUACCAAGGUUAAAAAGAUUGUUUGCUUCAAUGCAUAGUGCAAGUCAAAUGACAUGGCAUCAUACAAACAAAACAUCUUCAGGCAUUAUGCGGCAUCCAUCUGACGGUGAGGCAUGGAAACAUUUUGAUAGGGUACAUUCUGAUUUUGCUGCAGAACCUAGAAAUGUCAGGCUCGGACUAUGCUCUGAUGGUUUCACUCCAUACGUCCAAGCAUCUGCAAUUGCAUAUUCCUGUUGGCCAGUUAUCGUAACCCCUUAUCGUAACCCCUUACAACCCCCCUUGCAAUUGCAUAUUCCUGUUGGCCAGUUAUUCUCCCGAAGAUGA
Molecule: messenger RNA, 666 nt
Organism: Lathyrus sativus (Indian pea)
Lineage: Eukaryota; Viridiplantae; Streptophyta; Magnoliopsida; Fabales; Fabaceae
Source: the annotation of a GenBank genome assembly